AUGAUGUUCGGAAGGGAUCUACACAAGCACAAAGUCCUGUUAUGGCAACACGAAUACAUUGACUACGACAGACUCAAAACAGAAAUCAAGCUUGUGCGAGCUAAAUCUAAACAGAGUGAAAUUCUACCAGGAGACUGUGCAUGUAAGCUCGUCGCAAUCCUACCUACUACAAUCACGUCUAACAAUAACAUUGAACAACUAGCUGCAUUCAAGUGCAUGACCUACCAAAUCGAAAGUAUCAACCAGUUCCACAAAUACUUGUCUCACGCUAUCUGGGGCGAAGUGUCAAAGCACCAUGUUUGGCACAGCGGCCUAAAGCAUCUCGAAGACAAACCCUACUGGGAAAAAGCCAUAUAUUGGGAAGCUUCAGAUGAGCCCGAGUUGCAAUUCUUUCUGGGGUUCCUCAUCCAAUGCCGCAAUGAUUUGAAAAAGUUAUUGUGGUAUGGAAUGGUAAAUUCGUGCGGGUUUCAGAAAAUAUUGAGUAAAUUUGGCAAGUUGGAGGACGAACUUAAGCACCCUGGUUGGAUGACUGCGCGAAUUGGGGAUUUCAGGGUAAUGCUGGCAGAAGGGCUUUUCUCAGUACAAGACGAGGCUCUAUACAGAUUGAAACGAGUAGAAGUCAUGAUAGAAAUGGUUACUUACGUUUUGUCGACUGGGACUUUUACUUCGAAAUCCUCGUUGAUGGUGAACAAUCUCGCGCAAUAUUGGUAUUUUGACCUGGCGAAGAAGAAUGAUCUUGAUGAAUUGAACCUGGAUGUUGCAUGA
Talaromyces marneffei is the source of this 765-nucleotide messenger RNA. RefSeq lists its product as uncharacterized. The coding region runs from base 1 to 765 and encodes 254 amino acids. The record is from RefSeq and is a predicted model, not a curated record. The transcript has a single exon. NCBI's taxonomy places the organism in Eukaryota, Fungi, Ascomycota, Eurotiomycetes, Eurotiales, Trichocomaceae.